Messenger RNA from Myotis lucifugus (little brown bat), 3136 nucleotides. It is a transcript of the gene RBM43, whose product is annotated as RNA binding motif protein 43. Bases 311 to 1390 code for a protein of 359 amino acids. The record is from RefSeq and is a predicted model, not a curated record. NCBI's taxonomy places the organism in Eukaryota, Metazoa, Chordata, Mammalia, Chiroptera, Vespertilionidae. The transcript is spliced from 4 exons.
AAGAGGAGGCCCGGAGGUGCUGUGGUGAGAAGAGGCUUGGGGAGGCGUAGGAAGGACGAUCAGCUUCCAUCGCGCCCCGGACUGACCCUGGGAAUCCCCGAAUUCCCGCGGGGGAUCCUGGCUUCCCUCCCGCGUGGUUUCAAAAGUUGUGAAACUCCCGAGGGUCCCAGCCCAUGGCCGCCCUGGUGUCGCGUGGUCUCCAAGGGAGCGGGGAAAGUAAAACCGAAACCUGCCUGCCGGCCCGCCCUGCCGCCCGCGCCCCGCUACGUUCCAGCCCCGCCGACGGCCGAGUGCGCGUCUCUGCUCCGCCAUGGCAUCAGUUUUGAAUGACAAGGAAUCCAAAGCUUUUGAAAGAACGGUUGUAGUUGCUGGUCUGCCGGUUGACCUUUUUAAUGAUCUAUCACUGACCACAUUAGUGAAGAGACAUUUCCAAGAUACCAAGAAUGAAGGCGGGGUUGUUGAAAAUGUGAUAUAUCCAACAAGAACCAUGGGAGUUGCAUAUGUAACAUUUAAAGAAAAAAAAGUUGCAGAGAAUGUCAUCAGAAAAAAGAAACACUAUCUAGCAGAGAAGGUUGGACCCAUUCAACUCACAGUCUCUCAUUUUAGUGAAAAGGUCUUGAUCUCUGUAAAUGCUAUUCUUGAUCUCUCUGUUUUUCGAGGUCCAUUCCCUCUGGAAAGUCUGGUGAGGGACCUGAAAAAGAAAAUUCCAAGUUUACGCUUCAGUCCUUUGGAACAAAAUGGAAGAAUCUCCGUUCACGGAUCCUUUCUGGCUAUCAAGAAGCUCAAAGAAACUUUGCUAAUUAAAGCAAGUUCUCUUUUAGAAAAAAACAGGAGUUGUAUCAGUGAGGGGGAAAAGAGGAGUAGACAGAGCCCCAGAAGGAGUCUACCGAGAAGUAAUAACUCUUUGGAGUCACCCAGGUCCUCAGUACCCGAGACGGCUAGACGUGGAGAGACUGCCAGAUGUGGAGAGACGCUUGUUCUCGAAACAGAUGUUUUUCUGUACCUGAAAAAGAACGGCUUUUAUGAAAGUACUUUGAAAAAAUUUCAUGUGCUAUGUCAGGAGAGAGUGGAAGGUGAAAUCACCACAAUUUGCAUAAAAAAUGCUCGAGAUGGUUUGCGGCCAAACAAUGAAAAACUUGUAAAAGAGUACUUUGAAAAAUAUUCACAUGCCCUUCACUUUGAGCUUAGAAAAGAGACGUUUGAUUUGGAAGGAAAGGAAAAGAGAGAGAGAGGAAAUAUUAAGUUGGCAUGUGAACAACUAAGUUUGAGGUACCAUCAGAAACUUCUGGUUAAUUUUUAUAAGACACACAUUGAUAUUAUAGGAUCAUCUUCUGACGUUUACUCGUUUAAAAAAGAGCUCAUGAAAUUCAUAAGGCAAACAGGUAGGUGAUAGAAUCUCAGCAAUAGUGAUGAUAAUGGCUGCUGCUUUUCCUUCCUGAGCAGUGAGGAGGCCAUGCAUGAUGAUAGCUUUACACAUCUUAUCUCAUUUAAUCCUUGAGACCAUCCUUCGUUAGAGUCAUUGCUAUCCUGUUAUAGGGGAAGGAACUAGGAUUUGGAGCAGUUAAAACACAUGUCCGAGGUUAUCUAGCUGGCAAGGAAUGGGGCUGGGAUUAAACCCAGUCUAUGUGACUAUAAAGGUAAUAUCUGAAGUAUAAAACUUUGAAAAAAAACUCAUUAAGCUUUGAAGAAAUCUCACUUUCUCUGAAACCCCAAAUUCUUAGAAAAGGAAGUAGCCUUAAUUCUAAUAUACGAGAAGUUCAGAUGAUGAUGAUUAUGCCAUUGGCAAUUUCUUAGCAUUUACAAAGUUUGCAUUUAUUCUAAAUAGAAUAAGGAUGCUGGCAAGCCCUGGCCAGGUAGCUCAGUUGGUUAGUGCAUCAUCCAGAUGUAUCAAGAUUGCAGGUUUGAUCCCCAGUCAGGGCACAUACAGGAAUCAACCAAUGAAUGCAUGAAUGGAUAGAGCAACAAAUCGAUCUUUCUCUCCUCCUCCUUUCUCUCUAAAAACCAAUAAAAAAAAUUAAAGAAAAUAUGUUGGCAAAAGUCACUUGAGAAGCUACUUUUUCUCAAAGUCAAUAAAUAAAAAAUUUAAGAAAAUAAUGCUUGCAAAAGUCACUUGGGAAGUAUUUCUGAUGCAAGUUAAAUUAUUACUUAACUAAACCCCAUUGAUGCAAGACUACUAGACAUGGAACAUUUUUAUCUAGACUAACUGCUUACAUAAAAUGUUGAUUCUGUUAUAAUUAUAUAGAUAGUGUAGCAUCUUUUUUCUUUAUUCCUCCUUUUAUAAUUGUAUUGUUAAAGCAACAACAUUUGAAGAGUUAGAUCAUAGGUGAUAAAAACAAUAACAUGGGUACUGGCACUAUCAGAGGGAACACUUUGCAAAGUAUAUGAUUGUCUAACCACUAGGCUGUACUCCUAAAACCAAUACAAAGUAAUAUUAAAAGAAAACUGUAAUUGAGCAAUAAAGUCAGUUUUCACAUAUGGAACUAAGAGGAAAAGAAAUCAAAUGAAACAUUAAUACAAAAAGAAUAACAAACACUAUUUGCUAGGCAUAAUUUUAAGGGCUUUACAUAUCUUCAUUUGGUUCUGACAGCAACCCUAUGAUGUAGGUGCUGUGGUUAUGUCCUUUUCACAGAUGAGGGAACUGAAGUCUACUGAUGUAAUGUAACUUGUUCGUGCUCUUAAUUACUGUACUGUGCUUCUCCCUUUUAUAGAAGUAGUCUCCUACAGUUCUACUUAAAGAAUUAAGAAAUCAGAGAGGACAGAGGAUUUGAAAGUUCUCUAGUGAAGAAGGGAAGCCAGGGCUCAUAAGUCAUUGAGUUGUAUGACUAUCCUGAAUUUAACUUUGGGUUAAGCCAGUUUUAAGAGGCUGGGCCACUUCAGAGACCCUCUUGGGAUAAUAAAAUGUUUAUAUCUCACAUAGCUCUAAUAAACAAUCAUGCUUAUGACGAUUGGAAUUGUUUAUAUCAGAACAAAUGAAGAAAAACCUUCAUAUGCUUUCAUUUUUCUCAGCUAUCUAAAUCCCAAAUAUGUAAGUAAUUCUUAAUUCUUUAAACACAACAUUUCAUUUCUGUCUGAGUAAACAACUUAUCACGGGAAAUUUGCUAUUUAUAUUGAGUGCCCAAUAAAGUAUCUUCAAGAA